Messenger RNA from Elaeis guineensis (African oil palm), 390 nucleotides. NCBI's taxonomy places the organism in Eukaryota, Viridiplantae, Streptophyta, Magnoliopsida, Arecales, Arecaceae. The record is from RefSeq and is a predicted model, not a curated record.
UUCAGGUUUGGGAGUGCUGUUAGCUUGCUUGUGAAGCGCAGGGUUCCAAUCGUUCUUUCUUCAGGUUCUUCUAAUCCAGAAACUACUUCCAAGGACAAAGCUGAUAGAAGCAGCUCAGGUGUUGCAAAGAGCCCUCCACUCCUCACCAUCUUGGCAGCAUUGGAAAGCUGCCUCAAGAUCCUAAAAGGUCCAAAGGGCGGCAAAGGAUCGUGCUUCUGCAAAGAGGUUGUUGUCUAGUACUUGUAAGAAAAUGAGGUUAUUAUCUAAGACUUGUGAGAAAAUGAGAAAUAAAGGAUAUGCCCUUUUUUAUAUAUUUAUUGUCCAAUUAUAAGAUAAAAUUACGCUUGUAAUGAAUCAAAGGCUAUUAUAUUAAUCAUGGAUGAUAACUCA